Messenger RNA from Triticum turgidum subsp. durum (durum wheat), 897 nucleotides. Lineage: Eukaryota; Viridiplantae; Streptophyta; Magnoliopsida; Poales; Poaceae. The record is from the annotation of a GenBank genome assembly.
AUGGCUCCGGCUCCGGCUCCGGCUCCGGCGUCCAGCGGCCGCAUCCGGCCGUGGCUGGUGGUUGGCGACCUGGUCCUGGCGGUGCUGUGGGUGUGCGCGGGCGCGCUGGUGAAGUUGGCCGUGUACAACGUGCUCGGACUUGGGGGCCGCCCGGAGGGGGAAGCCGCCAAGGUCUCGCUCUCUGUCGUCUACAUGUUCCUCUUCGCCUGGCUCGAAUCCGCCACCGGCGGCGCCUCCUACAACCCGCUCACCGCCAUCUCCGGCGCCCUGGCCUCCCGCGGUGGCCUCGCCCUCUACCUCUUCACCGUCUUCGUACGGGUCCCUGCGCAGGUGAUUGGGGCGGUUAUUGGAGUGAUGCUCAUGCGAUUCGCAUUCCCUAAAGUAGGUAAAGGAGCUGCGUUAAGUGUCGGUGUUCAUCAUGGGGCUUUAACUGAAGGACUGGCAACCUUAAUGGUCGUGAUGGUGUCAUUGACACUUAAAAAGAAAGAACAGGGGUUCUUUGUGAAGACAUGGAUUGCCAGCAUUUGGAAAAUGACGAUUCAUAUCCUUAGCUCAGAUAUGACUGGAGGAAUUAUGAACCCUGCAUCUUACAUUUCUGCUAGCCAGCACUCCAUAAUAUUAUGUUCCGCUGCAAUGUGUGGUGAUCAGUUGAUAUGUGAAAUGUUCAUAUCAUCCAAGUGUGCCAUGGUGAUAUCAAACUUUGGCCAUAAAAUCAAACAGUUUGCCUUUGCUUGGGCCUAUGCUCGUGGAGAUCACACAUCAUUUGACCACCUACUGGUAUAUUGGCUCGCACCCCUCCAAGCAACCCUUGUAGGAGUAUGGGUGGUUACCUUCUUAACUAAACCCAAGAAUACCAAGGAGCAAGCAGCAGAUAAAAACAAGAACAAAAAGGAAUAA